CCCCCUGUAACUAAAUGUUUUUAUGCUUCGCACAGGGCAGUAGAGGCAAAGCAAGGAUUUCCUAGCACUGCUACACCACCGUGUUUACUGUGCACAUGUCAAUUAACACUGUGACUCUUGACUCUAACAUUACGCCUUUUAAUGUAGACUAUUUGAAAUCGCCAUGGUAACUUGGAAACUAGUUUGUUCCCUGGCUCAAAAAAUGGUAAAUUUAUCCGCGACAUACAGUUGGGGUUUGUGAAAUAUUACUGUUUGCGUUCAGCAUGACUCAAUAAAGCAAAUAUAAACUGACAUUUCUAGUAAAUUGAAAGAAAAACUUAGUCAAUGGUGCUUAUAAAUAAAUGUGUUUUUUUUUCAGGCAAUUACAAUAAAAGUCCAUCAGACAGCAGUCAAUAGAAAUGUCUAUUUCUGGUUGAAUUUAUGGAUGUAUUUUUUUAGUUUCUUUGCCUGUGGCCAACGACAUAACACUGGAAUAUUGGGGUUUUUUUGUUCUUUCUUUCUUUCUUUUCAAUCAGCUGAUUGAUACAAGUGUGCAGCUAACACCUCCCUUUUGUGUGGCUGUUAACAGCCUCGUUAAUCAGAUUUGUGCGUCUGGAUUUAAGCCCUUGCCCUUUGAUUUCGCUCGCUGUGCAAACAUCCUCGUUCUGUGGACGCAGCUUCCACUCAGCCACGCGGGCGGACGGACGGACGGAUGGAAGCGGACCUGCUGAGAGCCAGCGCUGCGGCUGUGCGUUUUAAGAACGGGGCGCACGGAGCGCAAUCGUCCCGCAGAUGAACCACAAACCGGAGGAAGUGUAUGUGCGUCAGACAAGUAACCCGUCAGUCACCGAUGAACAUGUCGGAGAACUUCACAGAUCCGGACACCGAUGCGCGGGCUGCGACUGCGGCCACUCAUUACAACGUGUUUGCUCUGGUGUUCGGGAUCCUGCUGAUUGUUACCGUCACUGGUGGGAACGUGCUGGUGUGUGUGAGCGUGUACCUGGAGAAGGCUCUCAAAACUACCACCAACUACUUCAUUGUAAGCCUGGCGUUCGCGGACCUCCUGCUGGCCGUGCUGGUGCUGCCGCUCUUCGUUUACGCAGAGUUUCAAGGUGGCGUUUGGUCCUUGAACACGGUGAUAUGUGACAGUUUGAUGACCAUGGAUGUGAUGCUAUGCACAGCCUCUAUAUUCAACCUCUGUGCCAUCAGUGUGGACAGGUUUAUUGCUGUGUCCAUUCCUCUAAAUUAUAACCGUAAACAUGUGGAUCAUCGUCAGCUCAUCUUGCUGCUGGCCACCUGGCUGUUUGCACUUGCUGUGGCCUCACCAGUCAUCUUUGGCAUCAACAACGUGCCUAACCGUGACCCCAGUGAGUGCAAACUGGAGGACAAUAAUUAUGUGGUUUAUUCUUCGGUCUGCUCCUUCUUCAUCCCUUGCCCUAUUAUGGUCCUGCUGUACUUUGGUGUUUUCCGUGGCCUGCAGCAGUGGGAAGAAGCUCGUCAGGCCAAACUACGCAGCAGCAUCGAUGCCUGCCGAAAGCUGCAGCAUGCCGCAGUUGCCACCGCACUGCCCCCGUUGGCGGGCACCAUCUCCGGACCUUUGCCCAUGCCUCUGCCCAGAAUCAUCGAGAGGGACUUGGCCCAAUCUCGGCUGGAUGACGGGGACAACUAUACAAAGCACAUUCCUUAUCCCAGGCAGUACCAAGAAAACUCAGUGGCCACGGUGACGCUGAGUCAACAGCAGCAUCUAAAGAAGAGAGCCAAGAUUAACAGCAGGGAGAGAAAAGCGAUGAAGGUGCUACCCGUGGUAGUAGGUUGCUUCCUGUUCUGCUGGACACCAUUCUUCGUUGUCCAUACAACACGAGCCGUGUGUUUAACUUGCAGUAUUUCGCAGAGUCUGAUGAGCACCGUAACCUGGCUGGGCUAUGUCAACAGCGCCCUCAAUCCCAUCAUCUACACCAUUUUUAACACAGAGUUCAAGAAGUUCUUCAAGAAAUGUUUCCGUACCUGCUGCUAACAAUUUCUCUCUGCCAGAAGCAGCAGAGAUGUGAUACAGAAAUGUGUCGGGUCUGGAUCAACUGUAAACAACCGGAGACUGACAGACUUUCGCGCCAAUGUUUUUUAAAGUUGCCUUGCAUAAGACAUUAACACACUUGUUGUGAGCCAGUCUUAGAAAUAGACGCUUGGAUUCAGUACAACCACAGCUGCCAAAACAUGUGUUGAAUAAACUUAAAAUCUCACCACUAAGGAGCUUGUAGUCUAGGUCAGUGUUUCACAACAUUCUUUGAGCCGCGGCACAUAUUUUACAUAACAAAAAUACCACUGAGCACCACCAAACAAAAAUAUCACAAAGGUAUAUGAAACGUAAUCUUCUAGAUUAUAGCCACAACUUAAUAACUCUGUGUGAAACCUGUGCCUGUUUAGUGAAACACAACGCUGAUGUACUUGCAGGA
Molecule: messenger RNA, 2429 nt
Organism: Cynoglossus semilaevis (tongue sole)
Lineage: Eukaryota; Metazoa; Chordata; Actinopteri; Pleuronectiformes; Cynoglossidae
Gene: drd4b
Product: dopamine receptor D4b
Exons: 4
Coding region: 797-1993 (398 amino acids)
Biological process (GO): regulation of dopamine secretion; regulation of potassium ion transport; negative regulation of cytosolic calcium ion concentration
Cellular component (GO): plasma membrane
Molecular function (GO): dopamine neurotransmitter receptor activity, coupled via Gi/Go; G protein-coupled receptor activity
Source: RefSeq, a predicted model, not a curated record